AUGACAACUAAACAAAACAACACUAAACAUUCUAAAUAUCCAACACCAGAGAAUCGCCCUUUCGUUGUUUCUCCUAAGCUGAAUGCUGAAAUCAGAGCUGCUCUAAAUGAGGCUGGUCGUAAGAGAGAUGAGAGAUUAGUUGCUUGUCAAAAAGAGGUUGGUAUCGCCUUGACAGCAGUAGCAAGGGCCCAGUCAAUUCUAUUGAAUCGUCCAUACAAAGACGAAGAGACUUUGAGUUUAAUUGAACAUUUGGGAGAUACAUCUCUACUUUUUUCUCUGAAUUCGAAUAAUUUUAAGCCUGAACUCAGAGAGGCAUUGGCAGAAGUUCCUUUGGAUACUUACCUGAUCGGAGAAGAUUUAGGUGAGCGAAUCAAAACGGCCAAAUCCUUUGGCAAGUCAGUAGCUGAUCUUAAGGCUGGCUCUUCCAAAGCGAAGUAUGCACCACAGACCCUCAAGGCCCAUAACCCAAACUCCUUGAGCCCACUUCGACAAAAGAAAUACAAACAUCAACGCCGGAGUUGGCAAAACAGGAAUCUCGAGGGAAUGAGUCAGGGGCAGGAAGUUCCCUCCGAGGAAGUUCAACAAGCAGCCAGUGUUGCAGCAUUUGGUUCCAAGGGAACCAAUUUAUUCACAAAAAGAAAAAAUGAAUAUGACACAGGCGGUUAA
Molecule: messenger RNA, 666 nt
Organism: Ceutorhynchus assimilis (cabbage seed weevil)
Lineage: Eukaryota; Metazoa; Arthropoda; Insecta; Coleoptera; Curculionidae
Source: the annotation of a GenBank genome assembly